CGCAAGGCGGAGCGCAGCGGCCGUUUGAAUUCCGGCGGGCGGCUGCUGCCGUCUCUCGCAGGGAUGGCGGUGCUGCGGCCCUACGACAAGCUCCCGACCCUCAACACUGCAGCCCUCCUGAUCGUGGGCACGGACGAGGGGCUCCAGCAGAAGUUGGCAGAGGCGAUCCUCCAGGACAAGAAGGACUUCAACAUCAGCAUWCACCUUGCUACAUCCCUCCCCUUACCAUCAGAAAGGGAUCAUCUUCGACCCAGGAUAGAUCUGAUUGUGUUUAUGAUUGACAUCAAGAGCAAAUACAGCUUGAAGAAUGUCGAAACUUCCCUAGCUUAUGUGGAUGCCAGCUUCUUCCUGGGGAAAGUAUGCUUUCUUGUCACUGGAGUUGGCAGAUUGAAUUCUUGCAGCGUUGACACGAACGUUAUCUGUAAAUUAGGCGAAACCUACAACAGUCCUGUGCUAUUCUGUGAGCUGGAGCUGGAAGGGGUACGAGUGGCCACUGCUCAACGACUUCUCCGAAUGUUACAGAUCUGUGCUGGUCACAUACCAGGAGUUUCUGCCUUGUCCUUUGUCUCACUGAUGAGGAACUCUUAUGAUUAUUAGCUUCUUAUUGUGAUAAUUCAGCCACAUCUAUCAGUUUUUUUUCACUUCAGGCAUUCAAACUGCAGCAGUUGGAAUCACAUUGGGAAGCUUUUUGCACGACUUUUUUGCAUCACUCAUCCAGAACUAUUCCCAGUUGUUYAUCUCUCAAGAAAAGUUUGAUUCCUAUUCAGUGGAUAAAAGGUGCUACGGAGAGGGCAGUUUGGGAUUCCUAUYCAUUAUUACAUCUGAAUCCCAUUUCAUGAUCAAAUUUGAGUUUUUUCCCCUUGGCCUGUGGCCAGGAGCUACUUGUUUUUCUGAGAGCAUUAGAAGAACAGGCCACUCUCUCUGAAGUACCAGAGAAGAGGCAGCAGGCUCCUGCUUUCUUUCAGCUAAAAUGCAGCACCUUAGACUAAUGUGAAGCCUUGCUGCCAGGUUUUGUCUGUCCACCAAGAGAAGAAUGGUGAAGGAAGGCUGGCUUGCGACUUCUACAUAGACUGCACUUGGCAGUUAAUGAUCCAGCUGUGUGAGCAUCUGCCCUGCAAAGGACUCAGUAUUUCCAUGCCUGAUACCUAACUGGGAAGGAAGAGACUAAAGAAGAUAAUCAAUCUAGCAUUUAAGCUUUCUUUUAGAUCUUUGAAGAAAAAGACUCCACCUGCUAAGCCCAAGACAGCCCCAGUAACCCAGUCUGGAGCUGACUAGAGGUGGAACGCAGCAGACCGGACCCCAGCAGCACACAGAAAACAGAUUGUCUCUGCAGGUUUUGCAUAUGCUGUGUAUAAUCCCUCUACUAACAGGUUCUUAUCAGCAGUCAGUUGUUCCUUAUGCUUACUGCAAGUCACUAGGAUUUGAGGGUUCUAAUUUAAUAAAAUAAAUAAUAUUUAA
Malurus melanocephalus (red-backed fairy wren) is the source of this 1458-nucleotide messenger RNA. It is a transcript of the gene CENPM, whose product is annotated as centromere protein M. Bases 64 to 597 code for a protein of 177 amino acids. The transcript is spliced from 6 exons. The record is from RefSeq and is a predicted model, not a curated record. Lineage: Eukaryota; Metazoa; Chordata; Aves; Passeriformes; Maluridae.